ACAAUACAUUCCCAAGACUCAGCAAUAAAACGACCCUUUACUUUGCUGUGUCUUCUUCUAUCCCUGCUACCAGUAGUUAUAUUCAACACCUCUUCUUCCUCUUUAUCACUUUUCCCUGUACCUUCUCUUAUUUGAUAAUAUUAAUAUUAAUAUAUUGCAGACACAAACACAAUCACAGAGAGAGAGAGAGAGAGAGAGAGAGAAGGCAAAUACCCAGAACAGGAAAUCCUUUGAGGCACUAAUCUGAGUACUAAAAAUCACUUUUUGAAAGGAAAAACAAACAUGGGUGAGGGCCAUAUGGGGUUCAUGUUCUGUUUUUCUCUCCUUCUUGUUCUGUCUUCUGGGUCAUCCAGAAACUUGCCCAUCAUAGCCUUUGAGGAAGGGUAUACACACUUGUUUGGGGACAAUAACUUGAUCAUCCAUGAGGAUGGGAAAUCGGUUCAUCUUUCACUUGAUGAGAGAACAGGCUCUGGAUUUGUGUCUCAUGAUCUUUACCUGCAUGGGUUUUUCAGUGCUUCGAUUAAGUUGCCUGCUGAUUACACUGCUGGGGUUGUGGUUGCAUUUUAUAUGUCAAAUGGUGACAUGUACGAGAAGAACCAUGAUGAAAUCGAUUUUGAGUUUUUGGGAAACAUUAGAGGCAAAAACUGGAGGGUUCAGACCAAUGUUUAUGGCAAUGGAAGUACCAAUAUUGGUAGAGAAGAAAGAUUUGGUCUGUGGUUUGAUCCUUCUGAAGAUUUCCACCAGUACAGUAUUCUCUGGACAGAUUCUAAGAUCAUAUUUUAUGUAGAUAAUGUUCCUAUGAGAGAAGUUGAGAGAACAGAAUCCAUGGGAGGGGAUUUUCCCUCAAAGCCAAUGAAUUUGUAUGCCACCAUAUGGGAUGCAUCUGAUUGGGCCACCAAUGGAGGCAAAUACAGAGUAAAUUACAAAUAUGCACCCUAUGUUGCUCACUUCUCUGACCUUGUCCUGCAUGGCUGUGCAGUUGAUCCUAUUGAGCAUGUAACCAAGUGUGACAUUGCUCAAACCUCUGAUGCAGUUCCUUCUGGUACCAUCACCCCAUCACAAAGAGUCAAAAUGGAGAAGUUUAGGUUGAAGCACAUGACUUACUCUUACUGUUAUGACAGAAUCAGAUAUAAAGCUUCUCCACCAGAGUGUGUGAUCAAUCCCAAACAAGCUGAGAGGCUAAGAAAAUUUGAUCCUGUCACAUUUGGUAAUGGCAGAAACCACCAUGGAAAAAGACACCACCAUAGCAGAGGCAACCAAGCUGAGGCUGUUUCAUUUUAAUAUUGUCCCAUAUAAAGAAAUUCUAAUAAAUAAUUAUCUUUUCAUCUUUCAGUUUGAUUUGCCUGAGUUAGCAAUAUAUCAUUUUCCCUUUUACUUUCAUUUUGAUGUAUAGAGAGAGAGAGGAUUGGUCAUAGAAGUCCAUAAUAUGAUAGUUAUGAUAUGGUUGUUGCUGGUUGGUUUUUGUAUAGUUCAUCAUCCCUUUAGGUUCCCUGGUAUUUUGUCAUUUGAUGUCUUGUGCACUACAAAUGGAAUCUAUUGAUGAUUUAAAUA
This is a messenger RNA of Lotus japonicus, 1551 nucleotides long. RefSeq names its product probable xyloglucan endotransglucosylase/hydrolase protein 28. The coding region runs from base 283 to 1281 and encodes 332 amino acids. The record is from RefSeq and is a predicted model, not a curated record. The transcript is spliced from 4 exons. Gene Ontology annotation, biological process: xyloglucan metabolic process; cell wall biogenesis. NCBI's taxonomy places the organism in Eukaryota, Viridiplantae, Streptophyta, Magnoliopsida, Fabales, Fabaceae. Gene Ontology annotation, cellular component: apoplast; cell wall. Gene Ontology annotation, molecular function: hydrolase activity, hydrolyzing O-glycosyl compounds; xyloglucan:xyloglucosyl transferase activity.